UGACGUGCAGAGAGGGAGAGAGAUGUUAGAGCAUCACCAACACUAAGCCCAGCAUGAUGUGAAACGCUUCUCACCAUAUACGUGUGUGGCGGGUUUAAGAGGUUCGUCUGACUUCAGCAAACCUCUCUGUGAUGAGAUAAAGGCUGUUGAACAUUUGCUUGGGAAGAACUGAAGAACGCGCUUCACAGGCACGUCUCAGCGCAGCUCCUGUUUUCUGCAGUGUGUCCCCUCUGCUGCUGAUGUGAAAGAUGAGUUUGUGUGGCAGGAAGGCACUGACACUCCUCAGCAGUGUGUUUGCUGUGUGUAGUCUGGGGCUGCUGGGUAUUGCUGUCAGCACCGACUACUGGCUCUACCUGGAGGAGGGGGUCAUAUUGCCUCUCAAUCAGAGCACUGAGAUCCGUAUGUCUCUCCAUUCAGGUCUCUGGAGGGUCUGUUUCCUUGCAGAGUCACCAGCUCCAGCAACAGUGUUACCAACUGGUAAAUCAGGAGAGGAGAAGGGGCGCUGCUUCACUAUAGAGUAUAUAAUGCCUAUGAAUGUUCAGAUGACGUCAGAGUCUACGGCCAGCGUUCUGAAAAUGAUUCGCUCAGCUACUCCUUUCCCGCUGGUCAGUCUGUUCUUCAUGUUCAUUGGCUUUGUGCUGAGUAAUAUUGGACACAUCCGCCCUCAACGCACUAUUCUGGCCUUCAUCUCUGGAAUCUUCUUUAUCCUGUCAGGUCUGUCCCUGGUGGUGGGUCUGGUCUUGUAUAUAUCCAGUAUUAAUGAUGAGAUGCUAAACAGAACAAAAACGAAUGAAGCUUAUUUCAGUUACAAAUAUGGAUGGUCUUUUGCUUUUGCUGCAGUCUCCUUCCUGCUUACUGAGGCGGCAGGUGUAAUGUCUGUCUACCUGUUUAUGAAACGGUACACUGCAGAGGAGAUGUACAGGCCACAUCCAGGUUUCUACCGACCUCGCCUCAGCAACUGUUCUGACUAUUCUGGCCAGUUCCUGCAUCCAGAUGCCUGGGCUCGUGGGCGCAGCCCCUCAGACUUCUCCAGUGAAGCAUCUCUCCAGAUGAAUUCAAACUACCCUGCCCUUCUCAAAUGUCCUGACUAUGAUCAGAUGUCCUCAUCGCCAUGUUGAGAUUGAAAAUACACAAUAGUGAAAUCUGAGAAGAAAAGAGCUCUAACUAGUUCUUAAAGAUGCUGUACCGGAAUGGCUUUGGCACCAAAGAUCAUGUUGUGUUAUGGACAGAGGAUAAAUGUUAUUUCCUUGUCUUUGAGAGCCUUCAGUACUAAUGCAGUGAUUCUGAGUUUAAUACAUCAAUUGAUGGUAUCAUUUUCUGUUAUUUGUAGUGUACCACACUGAUGUGUAGCUAAUAGUACCUCUGCCUUUUUCUUAAAGAAAAAAGUUUUAUUAGAGUAAUUCCAUUCAAACAGUCAGUUGGUUUCUUAGUAGAAUUUUAAUCAGAACUGCAGCUUUAAUUGAAAACAGAUGUAUGUUGUAUAGAAAAAUAGAGAACUAGAAAUUAUGGUAUAAAACAAGUAUUCAAAUGAUUAUAUUUAAAGAUUCAUCAUGGCCAUUAAAGCACAUGCUCGAUGAGAAGAUACAUGCUAAUGUGACUCACCAUUAAACUGGUUUCUGCCUUUAUGCACUUUAAGUAACCAUAACACAAAGCUUAAAAAUAUUGACAGUUUAUAUUACUAUGUGUUGUGGUGUCACUGGUGGUGAGACUAGCUGUGGUCUUUUGAUUAAGAGGCAUUUUGUGUAUGAUAUGAAUGUUAAUAUUAUUUAUUUUUUUAUUUUAUGUUUAUUUUUAUUUAUUUAUUUAUUUAUAGUGCUUUACAUUCUGAACUAAUCGGAACUAAUCAGAAGAUCAACACAUCAGUGAUGCAAAGACAAAAAUUGUUUUGAUUUUUACAAGAAAAACAUUCUGUUAUUAUUGAU
Molecule: messenger RNA, 1922 nt
Organism: Cyprinus carpio (common carp)
Lineage: Eukaryota; Metazoa; Chordata; Actinopteri; Cypriniformes; Cyprinidae
Product: calcium channel, voltage-dependent, gamma subunit 5a
Biological process (GO): postsynaptic neurotransmitter receptor diffusion trapping; regulation of AMPA receptor activity; calcium ion transport
Cellular component (GO): AMPA glutamate receptor complex; postsynaptic density membrane
Molecular function (GO): voltage-gated calcium channel activity; channel regulator activity
Source: RefSeq, a predicted model, not a curated record